This is a messenger RNA of Owenia fusiformis, 2509 nucleotides long. The record is from the annotation of a GenBank genome assembly. Lineage: Eukaryota; Metazoa; Annelida; Polychaeta; Sabellida; Oweniidae.
AAAAAAUAUAUCACUAAAUUUACUGAUUAAAUGGGAGAACAUUUGAGUAAUAAGCGACUCAGUAACAUUUAAGCCUUUAGCUUUACAUAUUGAAAAGAUCUAAAAAUAUAUAUCAAUAAAUAUCCUUAUUUAGGAUAUAAGAUAGACACUCUAAAGAGACAGCUGCUGAGUGAUAUUCAAGAUGUUGAUAAUGAUACCAAGAUUGUUGCUGGGGUUAUCACUUUUGAGUUACAUGUUGACUGGGGUGUAUACAGAUGUCAUAGCAACAUUCUCAAAUGCUCCAGGCGCCCAGAGAUUCAAAGUGAACACAGAUGCUCUGAUACAAUGUGAAGUUGAGGGUGAUCCUACCCCAGGGAAAACAUACGUUUAUGAGGGAUAUAAACUGAAUUCUGGGUCAAAAUAUAACAUUCAAGAGAAUGGAUUGUUAGUGAAGAAUAUUCAAGCUCGUGACGCUGGAGUUUACACAUGUAACAUGACGCAGGUGCAGGAUGGGAAAACCCAGUAUUAUCUGCGAUAUAUUAAUGUUAAGGUUAUCAUCAUGGAGUGUGAUUUCAACAUAGAUUUCUGUGGGUUUGAUGAUAAUAAGAUGCCAGGAGUUGCACACUGGAGGAGACAUACUGGGUCUACGCCUACUUUGAGAACUGGGCCCUCGGGUGACCUUAGUCAUUCUGGUGGGUAUUAUAUCUACCUUGAAUCAGAUGAUGUUAAACCGAAUGGUGAAGUCGUACUCCGAUCCCCAGAAUUAGCCGAAAAUGUUCGACGUGAGAAAAUUGAUAUUGAGUUUAAUUACAACAUGUAUGGUGCAACUAUGGGGUCCUUGGUAAUCUAUGGGGUCUUACCAGAUGAAAGUCGAGAACGGAUCUGGAGUACACAAGGCAAUCUACUUCAAGACUGGAGGAAAAAAGAAUUGUGUGGAUUAACACUGCAACAAUAUCGAUACAUUGAGUUUGUAGGCAAACGAGGCGAGGGAUUAGAGUCAGAUGCUGCUGUGGAUAAUAUUUUGAUAAUGACGACACGGCCAUUGAUAGCUGAACCUGUGCCAACUACAACCUCCACCAAGGCUGUUCCAACUACUAAACCCACUCCCUCAGUAAGUGAUCCGAAUGUCUCUAGUACAAGCGUUGCUAUUGAGAGGAAUACCACAGCCAAGCCUACGUCACCUUCUACAUCUGGGGCAUCAUUACAUCUAUGUGGUAAAUAUACGAGCCUGGCUGUGGCAGGAACUUUAGCACUACUGCUCAGUGCUCAGUACUCUGUGCGGCUUAGAUGACAAUAUGCAAUAUUACCACAUUAUGCCCUCUUAAUUUCUCAGUAUCAUUGUCAGGCCUCAGAACGACUUUAUUAUGCAGAGACAUAUCAGGAUUCUAACCUAAACGCUAACAACUGGGACCAGAAGUCAAGGUCAACUGUGAAGUUACCAUAAGGAUAACAGUGAAAGGAUAUACUUUAAACUAUUUUGGGACCAGAGGUCAAGGUCAAUUGUGAAGUUAAGGAUAAUAAUGAAAGGAUAUACUUUCAACUAUUGUGGGACCAGAUGUCAAGAUCAACAGUGAAGUUAAGGAUAAUAGUGAAAGGAUAUACUUUCAACUAUUGUGGGACCAGAUGUCAAGAUCAACUGUGAAGUUAAGGAUAAUAGUGAGAGGAUACACUUUAAACUAUUGUGGGACCAGAGGUCAAGGUCAACUGUGAACUGAAUGAUAAUAGUGAAAGAAUAUACACUAACCUAUUGUGAGACCAGAGGUCAAGGUCAACUGUGAAGUGGAGGAUGAAGGUGAAAGGAUAUAAUUUAAACUAUUAACAGAAUAAACAAUGAUGAUAUCAUGGAGUCAGUAACAUUAGGAAAAAUCAAAUAUUUGGAAUUCAUAUUCCCAAUAUAAAGUAUAAUAGAAGAUGAUCCCUAUUCAAUUUUGAUGCAGAAAGAAUUUAGUAUACACAAACUCCCCUGUACAAUCGCUAUGCUGUUACAUAUUUGGAGGAGGGCAAGAAAACUGGAGUAUUGGGACCUGAGAUUAUUAGCUUUAAAAUGAUGUAUAAAUUCUGACUAAACUCUUGGAUGCUAUUGAAAUCAAGUUUUUGGCCUUUUUCUAGACCUUGGUCCCCAGAGUAAAGAAUGAGUUCCAGAGAUUUGAUGCGUGACAAGAAUUCUCCCAUUGCAAUAGAAGAUUUAAAUGAUGCUACUAACUUUGACAAUCAUAUAAUAUCAUUCUUCAUGUAUUGAAUUACUAGUGUUUACCUCGGAAUUUUUGCUCAAGUGAGUGCAAAUUUUUCAUUCUCACAAUUCUUUCCAAAAUUGGUCAAAAUAUACCUUUUUAUGUCAUCACUUGAAGUUCUAACACAGGGUGGGGAAUAGGAAGAGAAAUUGGGACAGAACAAAGAUACAAGACCUGUAAGGAUGUAGGAUUUCAUAGCAUUGCUUAUGCAUGAAACAACAUGCUUAUACAGGAAAUAAAAUUUUGUUAAAGAAAUGCACAUGUACAUGCUUAAUGACACAGAAAAUGAACAAUCAGCU